Messenger RNA from Phycodurus eques (leafy seadragon), 4282 nucleotides. Its product is annotated as proprotein convertase subtilisin/kexin type 5. Bases 128 to 3001 code for a protein of 957 amino acids. The transcript is spliced from 16 exons. The record is from RefSeq and is a predicted model, not a curated record. NCBI's taxonomy places the organism in Eukaryota, Metazoa, Chordata, Actinopteri, Syngnathiformes, Syngnathidae.
GUGUUAGUGGGUUGGUGUUUGAGUCUGGUUGCUUCACUUGCUGCACGGACACUGCGUCGGUGCGAGUCAAUCGGCAGCACUGCUCCCUCCUCUUCUUCCUCACUUUGCAGUCACCAUAGCCACAGCCAUGAGGUCCCUCUUGUUCGGUGCGAUCCAGACCCUCUUAUUCGCUCUCGCCGGCUGCAGCGCUCCGUCGUCCUGCCCGAGAGGGCAGUUUGUGCUCAAGAGCCAGUGUGUCCUCUGCCAUCCCACCUGCUCCGAGUGCAGGGGCCAUGAGCUGUUUGAGUGCACUACCUGUGGAGUGGAUGAAGAUGGACAGGAACGUUUCUUCCACCAAGGUCGCUGUCGGACGCACUGCCCCCGCGGACUGUAUCCUGACAGGGGUCGCUAUGCCUGCCUGCCCUGCAUAGCCAAUUGUGAACUCUGCACAGAUGGCAACAUAUGUGCCAAAUGUCGCGAACACUACAAAUUCCAUAACGGGCUCUGCCAAAUGACACUCUGUGAUAUAGGACAAGUGCAGGACCCCGAUACAGGCGAGUGUAUCGACUGUGAGAUGGCCUGCAAAGCAUGCGCAGCAGAAGAUCCUGAGAUUUGCACCAGUUGUGUUCAAGGUUACCUUCUUUUCAGACACCAGUGUCGCAAGCACUGCCCUCAGAGCACAUAUGAGGACCGGGGCAGGGGUGUGUGUCUUCCCUGCCCAACGCUGUGCGCAGACUGUGGGAGUGAUGCACAGUGUCUUGCCUGCCAGCCAGAUUAUUUCUUAAACGGAGGCAAAUGUGUGAAACAGUGCUCCCAACAAACCUUCAGUGACACCACCGGGUGGCGCUGUGAGCCUUGCCACAGCUCCUGCCAUACAUGCCAUGGGGCUCGGUCAACAGACUGUGACCUCUGUCUCGGGGACAACCCUCCUCUUCAUGGGCAGUGCCCUCUGGCAAACUGCCCAUUGGGGCACUACUUUGACGCUGAGUAUGGUAAGUGUCACACAUGUGAUGUGUCCUGCAAGACCUGCUUUGGGCCACAAGCACUGGAUUGCUCCAUGUGUUUUAAAGGCUUUUUCCUAGACCAGGAAAGUUCUUGCGUGGCUCAGUGUCCCCCCGGCUCCUAUGCUAACUCGGCCACUCAGCUGUGUGAGAACUGCUCGCCGAACUGCGAGGUCUGCGUGGGCUCCAGUGAUAACUGCAUCGGCUGUUCCAAAGGCAGCUUUAAGCUCUUUCUCCACCAGGGCAGGUGCUGGUCAUAUUGCCCAGAAGGGUACUUCGACACAGCAGAGGGAUCAUGCAGUGCCUGCGAUAGUUCUUGCCUCACUUGUGAUGGGUCCAGUACAAAGUGCCUGUCCUGUGCUGAUGGCCGCUACUUGGAGGGUGGCGUGUGCACACUCAACUGUUCAUUGGGGGCUUACCCUGCAGACGACGCCACCUGCAGGCGCUGCCCCCCACACUGUGACGUUUGCUCAGACGACAGGACCUGCUUCAAGUGCAGUUUCUUGUACCUGAUGCUGAACGGUGCGUGUAAGGCUAAUUGUCCCACGGGCUACUACGAAGACAUGGAGGAGGGCCGCUGUGGUCUGUGCCACCCGACCUGUGGCAGCUGUUCUGGGUCUUUGGACGAUGACUGCGAGACCUGCUCCACAUUUAGUCCCAAACUCUAUAAGGGCGCAUGCUCAAAAGAGUGCCCAACUGACACCUACUAUGAGGCUGCAGCUACAGAGUGCCAAGAGUGCCACCAGACAUGUGCCAGCUGCUCCGGUCCAGACCCAAACCAGUGCACCCAAUGCGAACAAGGCCUGGUGCUGGAUCCGAACACCUUGCUGUGUGGCGUGACCGGUGACAGCUACUGCCCCCCGAGGACCUUUCUGCAUGACGACCAGUUCACUUGCAUGGGCUGCCACCGCCACUGCUACUCCUGCGAGGGGCUCGGCAGCGACGAAUGCCUGACGUGUGCCAUCCCCAGAUACCUUCACAACAGGACCUGCGGCAGCGAAUGUCCGGCUGGUACGUACGCGACCGGGCAGGAGGCAGAUGGAACCCAGCUGGGGUUCUGUUUGCCGUGUGACCACGUGUGCGCCACCUGCACGGGGGCAUCGCCCAGAGACUGCCUCACGUGUUCCCCGCGAUACCUGCGCCUCCUUCAUCUCUGUGUCCGCCAUUGCCCCACUGGGUACUACCAAGCGGGCUCCAACUGUGAGAAAUGCCACCACUCCUGUGGGAUGUGCACAGGUCCCGGGCCUGAGUCCUGCCGGGCCUGUCUGCCUCCCCUCUUGGAGCUCCAAGGCACCAAGCUGUGCGUGGAGCGCUGCCCUCAGCGCUUCUACCGGCUCGAUGACGUGUGUCUGCAAUGCCACAUCAGUUGCCACACCUGCACAGACGCCUCCCCUCAGAGCUGUAUGACCUGCGACAAUGGCAGCACGUUAAAGGACAAAGUCUGCUAUCCACGCUGUGAGGAGGGGAAGUACUUUACUGAAGAGGCCACCUGUGAGCCAUGUGACAGCUCAUGCAAGCUUUGCAGCGGCCCCAGACCUGACCACUGCCUGAGUUGUCACCGAGAUUCUGGCCUUCACGCCGUGGAGAGCCGCUGUGCUCGCUGCUGUGAGGCGGAGGGGAACCACACGGACUGCUGUGUCUGCGACAGCCGCUCAGCUCUGUGCGUGGAGUCAGGAGAGUCAGGAGACGAGCCGGUAACAGGCAAGAGCAUGUCUUCGAGCGUCCUCAAUCACACGUCGGCCGCCGCGCCCGUCGCGCUGCUGGCCGCCCUGGCUCUGGCUCUGCUCGCCUUUGCCUUGGUGAAGGCCCGGGCAAGGAGGAGGCUUUGCUGGAAGCGGAGUUACGAGAGACUGAGCGGUGGCGCCAACAUGCCUCACGGUGUACCCGAACCGGACAGCGGCGACGAGGUGGACGUGGUGUACACGAGUCGAGGCGGCUCUGUGUACCGCCGCUACAGUUUUAUCCAUGACCAUGACUCGGAUCGGCAUGUAGAUGAGAGUACUUGUCUCAACCAGUCCUAGGUAAGACCCACCAAAGGGGACCACAACGACUUAGUCAUAAUGGGAAAAUGUUCACACGGACCUGCAAAAAAAACCUACUGUACACACCGUAAAGUUUAUGCCAGGCCAGUAGUUGGCGAUGUCACUUUCUGUUGUUUGAAUGCCCCUCAAGAGUUUGCAGAAGAAAUGUAAAGGUGAUGCUCACAAUAUCAAUAGGAAGAUUCUUUUUAAUUUAGUCAAGAGUAAAAAUCUGAUGUUUUUAUUUUGUUUAUUGCUCUUUAAGUUAUGUUGCUAAUGAUGUUAGGUAGUCUAGUGGAGUGUUUCCCAACCUUUGGGCCAAGGGGAAAAAUCUCACAGCACUAUAUCAAACAAAAAUUACCACAAAAGGUGUACGUACUGAUUAAAUGAUUAUGGCGUCUCGAAUUACUCACAUUUUCUUAGUGUGAAAUCUCGGCAUGAUUAGAAGAACACAAAACUAUUAUUCUGCCAACAGGAUGGACACACAAGUUAAUUGUACCUUCUGCCAACUAGUGGAAGCACAUUUAAUUAUUAUGCCUGUCACUAUAUGUCACUGGCACACUGUAGAUAGAUGACCAAAGAUACUUUAUUUGUAAUGAAUAAAUAAUGCUUUUUGGACCAAUUAAGUGCAAUUGGAUAAUUGUCCACGGCACACAUGAUGAUCUCUCACGGCACACUAAUGUACUGCCUCGCAUUUCUGAGGUUCGGGCUUCGAAUGUGUGGAGUUUGCAUGUUCUCCCCAUGCUUGCGUGUCUUCUCUGGGUACCCCCGAACUUGCUCUCACAUUUCAAAAUGUUAGGUUAAUUGAAGAAAGUUAUUGAUAGGUGUGAAUUAACUUGUCAAUAGGUGUGAAUGGCUGUUUGUCCACAAGGUAUGUGCACUGGGAUUUGCUGGCGAACAGUCAAGUGUAUAUCCUGCCUCUCGCCCAACUCAGCUGAGAUGGGCUCCAGCUCACCCGUGCCACUGAUGAAGACAAGCGCUGUAGAAAAUAAAGAAUGGAUGGUAUGAGGAGCAUUGACUUAAUCUUCAUUUGCUGAUAUCUAUAAGCAGCAUUUCUUUUUUAAUUACACCCAUCACAAGACAGAGAUGAUCAGUGCUUACAUGCUCCUUUUUGGGCACUUUACCUGACACAGUCAGUUUACAAUCAAAGUAAGAACUAUUAGAAUUGUUUCGAACCCUCCCACUUCUUAUGGGCCGUUUUGAUUUUGUUGUACAAAGUGCCUGCAUAUUGAUACUGUGAUGGAAAUUGUUACCCAAGUGAGUAAACACUGAUACACAAAUAAA